GGUGCAAACCCGGGUUACCUUCACUAAUCGGAGUGGUGCCCAGAUGUGUGUGUGGCAAAUCAGCCUGCCAGCCCGAUUCUUACGGAGCAGGGCAGAAAAAUACCGGACCGAGCCAGCAAACGAGCUGGCUGUCCCUGGGGUGCAGCCCCCGGCCGGGCUGCCUGUCCCCCUCAGCACCGGCUCGGGCAGCGAGAAAUCGCUUUUAUCCUUUUCCUUUAAACUCUGCUCGCUGGCACUGGGUCUUUCCCUUGCUGGGGGAGUGGGAAGGGCUGUGCCCUGGGAGAUGCAGCGAUCCGAAGAGAAGGGAGAGAGUUUGUGCGGUGCUAUCGGAGGCAGCAGGCGAGGCGGUCACGUCGGGAGCAGCGGCUCGGCGGCUCCGCUCGGCCAGCCCUCGAGCCGCUGAGCGCGGCGGGGCCGAGGCGCGCUCCGCCCGCCGCCGCUCCCCGCCGGCACCGCGGGCGCCUCGGCUGCGCGCUCCGCUCCGGCCGGGCUCCGCCGCUCCCCGCGGCCGCGGCCGGGCCCGCCGCAGGGCCGCCCGGCGCCCACCCGGCCUCAGGCCGCGGCGGGGCCGCCGGCCGCCGUCAUGCCAGCCGCCGCCGCUCCGCUCCCGCCGCCCGUGCUCCAACUCGGCGGCUGAGCCCUUCCGCGACACGCAGGAUUUCCCCACCACCCCCACGGGCAGCAUGGAAAGCGUGCGCGAGCUCCAGAACCCGCUCUUGGCCAAAUCCAAUGGGCACCUUCGCAGCAGCUAUUCUUACCACCAGCACCACAGCCAGGACUACCCCAGCCACCGCUGCCAAGGGAAACUGUAUUCCUACAUAUUCCAAAACACUGGUGGUGCCAGGACUCACCAGCUGCUGGAUGCCAGUUCCCUGCAGCUGGCUGUCGAAGCUUUGUAUGGCCCCAGUUUCAUCCUUGUGAAGGAUGAGACUGCUCUCAAGGCCAAGGACAGCAAGAUGGAAAGCUGCGAGACCACUUUCACAGAAAGCAAAGAGUCUUCAUCUGAAGCUCCUGAAGGGCAAGAGGCACAAGGGUCCUGCCUGGUAGAGAGUGACAUCCGUAUCCAAACUGUUUCCUAUGAGGUGGAGGAAGAGGAGCUCCAGGAGUAUGAGAGCGACUCCUCCAGCGACAGCGAAAGCGAGGAUCAUUUCCUGAUGCUUCCCCCCCGGGACCACUUGGGCUUGGCCCUUUUCUCCAUGCUGUGCUGCUUCUGGCCCCUGGGGAUUGCUGCCUUCUACUUCUCCCAAGGGACCAGCAAGGCUGUCUCCAAAGGAGAUUUUCACCUGGCCAGUUCAGCUUCCCGCCGAGCUCUCUUCCUCGCCGCGCUCUCCAUAACCAUUGGCACAGGAGUGUACAUCGGCGUGGUGGUAGCACUGAUUGCUUAUCUCUCGAAAGGCGGCCACGUGUAGCUGCCACCUGCAUGUCACUGCCAUCCCUGGCUGCUGACCCUUCUGGGACUGAGCUUUCCUGCGGAGCACAGAGCACCAGUGCCUGCGAGGGCUGCUUGCACUGCAGGGCCCCAGCGUGGAUGUCCUGUGCAGGUUUCUUCCUCUUUCACACAAACAGUAGACCCCUGUUCUCCCUGAAGCUGUGCUGUGUGACCAUCUAUCAACAGGGAAUUGAGCACCAGCCUGGCUGCUGGGACAAGGAGGAGCACAUUUGCCUGGUGGAAGAUGUGCAGGAGAGAAACCACACGCUGCUGCUGGGCUGGUGCAGCCACCCCAGUCUGGGCUACGGCUUCCCUUCUCAGCCCCGCAGCUGGGAGAUCCAUCACUUGCCCAGGCUUGGCCCAUGGAGGGUGCACACAGGAAGAAGAGGGGGUAUGGUGCCAGGGAAUGACUUCUGCUUCUUCUGGGAGGCCAGAGUCCUGGUGGGGUCUCCAGACAACAUUGUGAUGGGGACAACAUUGUCACUUCAGUGCCGUGGGGUGGCCUGACCCCUCAGCUGCAGUGAAGUAGGAGGACAGAGCACGGACAAGACCAACAGACAUGCUCUCUGCAUCCCUCUGCAGACAGACCCCUGAUUCACAGGAGAGCAUCCCAGUUCCUGGUCUAUCCCAAAUCAGAAACAAGGAGGAAGGCAGGCUGGUGGUUGAACACCAUCUCUCCCUUUGUUGGCACAAGCUGGCAGAGACAGCAAGGUUUUCUCUGUGUUAAUAGUGACUGCCAUGAUGACCCCAAGUCAGGGCCCACAUAAGGUUGCUGUCCCAGAGUGCUGGGCCCUUUAAAAGUUUUGUAAUGGAAAUCUCUACCUAAGAAGUGUCCUGGGAGGGGUGCUGGCCUUGAAGGGUUCCACUCCUUGUGCUAGGUCAGGGCCCUGCACACAAAGAGGAAUGAAAGAAAAGGCUGACAAAGCCUGAGGAAUCUGGGGUGGGAGUUCUGCUUGUGAGGGGACGAGAUCCAGAGAAGGAAGAGAUGUGGAAGGAGCCUGAGACACAGGGUGACCUCAACACACUCCUUCCCAUGCCUUGGAGAGAGGUACCUCCAUCCAUCCAAAAGCCUCUGGUAACAAGGAAAUACCAAGCACCCUCACCCCCCACCCCGCCCCAUACAUCUUACUUUUGCUUAUUUGUAUAUUGUCAGCAACACAUCAAAUGCUUCAGAAGUGGGCAUGAAGGCAAUGGUUGCCCCAGAGGGCUGGCAUUAAGAAGCCAUGCUCGCCUCCCACUCUCCAGCAUCUGCCUUUGACCAUCCCUCCUCUCUCUGGCUCUCCUGUUGCCUCUUGUCCCCAUGUGCAGGAGACUGCAGGCAGACUCUGGGCAUCCCUCACCCCCUUCCCAGAGUUUCUGGGCAGGCUGCAGCCAGCUUUGCAAGAGAGGCAGCAUGUUCCUCCAGCUGGGUGCCAUUCAAAUGUACAUUUCAUCCUAAAGAAGCAUGUUAAUGUCUGCGAUUGCCAUUGUACUUGAGCCAUAAAAGAGAGAAGUGCAUCAGAGACCUGUACAGAAGCUGGUCUGAAAGUUCCCAUUAUGUUUUUUAACAUGGAAGAACUAAUAAAAAAAGCAGGAGAAAAUA
This is a messenger RNA of Passer domesticus (house sparrow), 3011 nucleotides long. It is a transcript of the gene SYNDIG1L, whose product is annotated as synapse differentiation inducing 1 like. Lineage: Eukaryota; Metazoa; Chordata; Aves; Passeriformes; Passeridae. The transcript is spliced from 4 exons. The record is from RefSeq and is a predicted model, not a curated record. Gene Ontology annotation, cellular component: membrane; intracellular membrane-bounded organelle. Bases 684 to 1409 code for a protein of 241 amino acids.